CAUUUCGUAGCGUGGCGGGGAAGGCUCACCAGAUAACGUUUCGUUCCCACCACUCUUCUUUCCCCUCAGCGCUGAGCUGCCUAAGAAUCCCCUCAGGGAACGCGAGGGGCGGUCCCAGCUACUAAGAGAACACUGCUCCUUCUCACCCAGUCACGCCUCGCAGGCGUAAGGGCGGCGAGGUGGGCGGCCUGGACGCCCCAGUGCCCACCACGCCGCCCCAGAACCGCUAGAAGCGUCCGCCCAGGCUGCUGGAACCCUCUGCCACCGGUUAGGCUGCGAAUCGGCAGCUCUCACCCGCUCUCUAGUACUUCAGCUCCCUUAUGGGAGCUACCACGCACGACUCCGACACCGCAGACGCCACGGCCUCGCUGCUCGCCUCGCCUUGCCUUGAGCCGCCGCGCUCCUCCUGUCGGCGGCACAGCGACAGGGGCGCAGGGAGGGGAAGGGCCGGGAGGGGACGGGGUGCGCUGCCGGCGGCUUCGCGGGCUUCUCCUCGCGAGAGCGGGCGAGGUUUCCGGUGUUGUGACUGAGGGGCCGUAAACAUGGCGGUGAGUCUCCGAGCUCGCUCGUUGAGGCACCUCCGCAUCCGAGGUCGGAACGACAGCGGUGAGGAGAACGUUCCCCUCGAUCUCAGCCGAGAACCCUGUGAUAAUAUGAGAGAGAUCCUCCAAAAUGUGGCCAAAUUACAAGGUGUUUCAAAUAUGAGAAAACUAGGUCACUUGAAUAAUUUUACUAAGCUUCUUUGUAAUACUGGCCAUGCUGAGGAAAAGCUAGGUUUUACGUAUGACAGUAUCAUAAUAUGUCUGAGGUUAGCUUUACUAAAUGAAGCAAAAGAGGUGCGUGCAGCAGGAUUGCGAGCCCUCCGCUAUCUCAUUCGAGAUUCCAGUAUUCUCCAGAAGGUGCUGAAGUUGAAAGUGGAUUACUUGAUAGCCAGGUGCAUUGACAUACAACAGAGUAAUGAAGUAGAAAGAACACAAGCACUUCGAUUAGUGAGAAAGAUGAUCACUGUGAAUGCUUCAUUGUUCCCCAGUUCUAUAACUAAUUCUUUGAUAGCAGUUGGAAAUGAUGGUCUGCAAGAAAGAGACAGGAUGGUUCGAGCAUGUAUAGCCAUUAUCUGUGAACUAGCACUUCAGAAUCCUGAAAUGGUGGCUCUUCGAGGUGGUUUAAGUACCAUCUUGAAAAAUGUGAUUGACUGUCAGUUAAGUCGAAUAAAUGAGGCUCUGAUAACCACAGUUUUGCACCUCAUUAAUCAUCCAAAGACCCGACAGUAUGUGCGAGCAGAUGUAGAAUUAGAGCGAAUUUUAGCUCCUUACACAGAUUUUCACUACAGGCACAAUCCAGACACAGCAGAAGGACAGCUCAAGGAAGACAGAGAAGCACGGUUCCUAGCUAGUAAAAUGGGAAUAGUGGCAGCAUUUCGCUCAUGGGCAGGUAUUAUCAGCCUGUGUAAACCUGGAAAUUCUGGGAUUCAGUCUCUUAUUGGGGUACUCUGUAUACCAAAUAUGGAAAUACGGCGAGGUCUGCUUGAAGUUCUCUAUGAUAUAUUUCGCCUUCCUCUCCCUGUUAUUGCAGAAGAAUUUAUUGAGGCACUUCUCAGUGUAGAUCCAAGCAGGUUUCAGGACUGCUGGAGACUUUCUGAUGGCUUUGUAGCUGCCGAAGCUAAAACUGUAUUACCCCAUCGAGCCAGGUCAAGGCCUGAUCUCAUGGAUAAUUAUUUGGCUUUAGUGCUUUCAGCUUUUAUUACCAAUGGACUUCUAGAGGGUCUGGUUGAAGUGAUUACGAGUAGUGAUGACCAUGUAUCUGUUAGAGCAACAAUUCUCUUAGGAGAGCUUCUGCACAUGGCAAAUACAAUUCUUCCUCAUUCUCACAGCCAUCACCUGCACUGCUUACCAACGCUAAUGAAUAUGGCAGCAUCUUUUGACAUCAUGAAAGAGAAAAGACUUCGAGCAAGUGCCGCACUCAACUGCUUAAAACGUUUUCAUGAGAUGAAGAAAAGAGGACCUAAACCUUACAGCCUCCACUUAGAUCAUAUUAUUCAGAAAGCUAUCUCAACACACCAAAAAAGGGAUCAGUACCGUGUGCAGAAAGACAUAUUUAUUUUAAAGUUUUCCAUUUCUGUAUUUCAGGAUACAGAAGAAGCACUUGGAAUGAAUCUUCGAGACAGCCAAGUUCUGAAUCAUAAAGAGAACCUGGACUGGAAUUGGAAUCUAAUUGGGACCAUAUUGAAGUGGCCAAAUGUAAAUCUAAGGAACUAUAAAGAUGAACAAUUGCACAGGUUUGUAAGGAGAUUGCUGUAUUUUUACAAGCCUAGCAGUAAACUGUAUGCCAACUUGGAUCUGGACUAUGCCAAGGCUAAGCAGCUGACUGUGGUGGGUUGUCAGUUUACUGAAUUUCUUCUUGAGUCAGAGGAGGAUGGGCAAGGUUACCUGGAGGAAUUGGUUAAAGAUAUUGUACAUUGGCUCAACUCUUCAUCAGGAAUGAAACCUGAACGUAGUCUUCAAAAUAAUGGGUUACUAAAUACCCUUAGCCAGCACUACUUUCUGUUUUUUGGUACUCUCUCUUGCCACCCUCAUGGAGUGAAAAUGCUUGAAAAAUGUAACGUGUUUCAGUGUCUUCUUAAUCUUUGUUCUUUGAAGAACCAGGAUCACUUGUUAAAACUGACUGUUUCUAGUUUGGAUUACAGCAGAGAUGGGUUAGCACGAGUUAUCCUUUCUAAAAUCCUGACAGCAGCCACUGAUAGCUGCAGGUUAUAUGCAACAAAACACUUAAGAGUGUUACUGAGAGCAAAUGUAGAGUUCUUCAGCAACUGGGGGAUUGAGUUACUGGUGACCCAGUUACAUGACAAAAAUAAAACCAUUUCUUCUGAGGCACUUGAUAUUCUAGAUGAGGCAUGUGAAGACAAGGCCAAUCUUCAUGCUCUUAUCCAAAUGAAACCAGCUCUUUCUCAUCUUGGAGACAAGGGUUUACUUCUCCUCCUAAGAUUUCUGUCCAUCCCAAAGGGGUUUUCAUAUCUAAAUGAAAGAGGUUAUGUAACAAAACAAAUGGAAAAGUGGCAAAAGGAAUAUAACUUAAAGUAUGUUGAACUGAUUGAAGAACAACUCAAUGAAGCACUUACAACAUACCGCAAACCUAUUGAUGGGGAUAACUAUGUUCGUAGGAGCAACCAAAGAUUACAGAGACCACACGUCUACCUGCCAGUUCACCUCUACGGCCAGCUGGUGCACCAUAAAACAGGCUGCCACUUAUUGGAGUCUCAGAGUAUUGUCACAGAUCUAAGUUACACUGUUCGUUCACCAGUGCUGGAUAAAUGGGAAGGAAUUAAGCAGCUGAAAGCAGCCCUUUGGGCCUUGGGCAAUAUUGGAUCAUCAAAUUGGGGUCUUAACUUACUUCAGGAGGAGAAUGUGAUACCUGAUAUAAUGGCACUCGCCCAACAUUGUGAAGUUCUCUCUGUCAGAGGAACCUGUGUCUACGUGCUCGGCCUGAUAGCCAAAACUAAGCAAGGAUGUGACAUUUUGAAGCAUUACAACUGGGAUGCAGUGAGACACAGUCGUAGGCAGCCUUGGCCAGUGGUCCCUGAUGACAUGGAGCAGCUUUGCAAUGAACUUUCUUCUAUACCCAGCACUCUUAGCUUGAACUCUGAGUCCACCAGUUCUAGGCAUAACAGUGAAAGUGAAUCUGCUCCUUCAAGUAUGUUCAUCAUGGAGGACGACCGCUUUGGUAGUACUUCCACUAGUACAUUUUUCCUAGAUAUUAAUGAAGAUGCAGAACAAGUACUGUGUGACAGACCUGGACCUUCAAAGGACAAAGACCGUAGUCCUUUUCCUUUCUUUUCUUCUAGCAGACUUGUGAAAAAUCGCAUCCUAAACUCUCUUACUUUGCCUAAUAAGAAACACAGAAGUAGCAGUGAUCCAAAGGGAGGAAAGCUGACAUCAUCUGACAGUAAAUCAGGCCCUAGGCGAAAUCGUACAGUAACAGAACCUUCAAGUGGCAUAGACUUUCCUCCUGGGGAAGAGUUCAACCCUGUUUUCAAAGUUCCUAAAAUCCAGACUUUAAGAUUAGAAACUUCCUUUGUUGGAAGUAAGCACAUGGAAGAUACUGAUAGUACCCCAAGUAUCGGAGAGAAUGAUCUAAAGCUGCCAAAAGGUCUUGGAAAUGAAAUUCACCGGGAAAACACCAGCAGAGAAAGGCUGAUAGGGGAUGGUACUACACAAACACAUUUCAAAAGUCGUAGCUUAAGUUUUAACACAGACACCACAACAAGUGGCAUAAGCUCAAUGAGUUCUAGCCCUUCAAGGGAGACUGUAGGUGUGGACACUACAAAUGUAGAUACUGACUGUGGAAGCUUGAGCACUGUGGUAAGCACGAAGACAGUUAAACCAAGUCACUGUUCAACACCACAAUCUAACCACCUGCCUCUCUCAAAGUCCAACUCUGUAUCCCUGGUACCACCAGGGUCUUCUCAUACACUGCCCCGAAGAGCCCAGUCUCUUAAAGCUCCUUCUCUUGCUACGAUAAAAAGUCUUGCUGACUAUAACUUCAGCUACACAAGUUCUCGAGAUGCCUUUGGCUAUGCUACACUAAAACGCCUACAGCAGCAAAGGAUGCAUCCUUCACUGUCACACUCAGAAGCCCUGGCAUCUCCAGCAAAGGAUGUGCUGUUUACUGACACUAUUACCAUGAAGUCUGGCAGCCUGGAUUCUCGGCUAACCCCAAGCCGGUUCAUGAAAGCUUUAAGUUAUGCUUCAUUAGAUAAAGAAGAUUUAUUGAGUCCUAUAAACCAAAACACUCUUCAGCGUUCCUCUUCUGUUCGCUCCAUGGUUUCUAAUGCUACGUAUGGUAGCUCCGAUGAUUACAUUGGACUCGCUCUGCCAGUGGAUAUCAAUGAAAUAUUUCAGGUGAAGGAAACUCCAUACUUCCAGAAGAAAACCACACCUCCAUUUGAUGACCGUGGAGCAAGAGUCUUUGCACCUGAUGCAGGAGGUCUUCCAUCAGGUACAAGUGAUGUUGUCAAAAGCCCUUUUCAGAUGCUCCGACAGCAGAUCAGUCUCACAGAGAUAAUGAAUACCAGCCGCUCAGAUGCCUCCCAGUUUUUGGACAACACAGAGGAUACAGGGCUACAGGAACACACAGAUGAGAACUGCCUUUACUGUGUGUGCAUUCAGAUACUGGGUUAUCAGCCUAACAACAAAGUCAACUCUUCAUAUGGUCGUGCAGAUUUUUCAGACAUUCCAUAUACUGACUGGUGUGGACAGACCAUACACAAUCACUUAGAUGUGCAUUCCUCCAAGUUUUCUGGAAUUUCAGGCUGUAGUGAUGCUGUAUCCCAUGGUUCUGCUAGCAGCACCAAGAGCACAGAGCUCGUACUGGGAGUAAAAUCAAUCCCAGAUGAUACACCAGUGUGCAGAAUACUUCUGCGGAAAGAAGUCUUACGUUUAGUAAUCAAUUUGAGCAGCUCCGUAGGAACUAAGGGUCAUGAAACUGGACUCCUCACAAUUAAGGAGAAGUAUCCCCAGGCAUUUGAUGACAUAUGCCUUUACUCUGAGGUGUCCUACUUGCUAGCACAUUGUACAUUUCGGCUUCCAUCUCGAAGGUUCAUUCAGGAGCUGUUUCAAGAUGUGCAGUUCUUACAAAUGCAUGAAGAAGCAGAGGCUAUCUUAGCAAUGCCAACAAAACAGCCUGUAAUGGAUGCACCAGCUGAAUCCUGACCUUUGUCUUGUGUGUAGUCCAUGACAUACAGACUUUUUUGACAUCCUCAGACAACCUCUGACUGACUGGACAUAAAAGCUUGGAGCAUCAUCUUUUAGACUGUUCCAGAAAUUACUGGUACCUGAAGACUGAACUGAAAACUUUUUUUUUUUUUUCUUCUUCAGCCAAUUACUGUCCCAAUAUUUUGGGCAAUUUGGGGAUUAACUAAACAUUACCAUAGUUUUAAUAAUUGUAUUUACCAGUAUAUGCAAGAGCCAAGCACUGAACAUCUCCGCAAUGUUUCAUUUCAUUUUCUACCAUAAAGUUAAAAAAAAAAAAAAGGAAAAAAAAAACCCAAACGAAAAAACAUAGGACAACAUGCACAGACAUCUUUUUUUAUUGACUUCCAAUUCUGUUCCAGAGCAGCAGAACAAUGCCUUGCUUUUUAAAUUCUGGAUAAUAGGAAUCGGAGAGAUGAGGAUGCAUUUCAUUGCCAGCAAUGGGGAGUCGUGCUGUGAUGGCAGAUAUAUGGGGAUUAAUGUUAGCCUUUCUCUGUUGUUUUUAUUUGUACUGUUUAUAACACUACUUGGGGGUUUGUAACUUCAGAUAGAAAGAAAAGCCUUUGUGAAUCUGAGGUUUCCUUUAAGUUAUUUUGAUAUUGCUAUAGUUGUAAGUCAUUUAUUAGCAGUCUCUUCAUUACAUUUACAUUCAUGUAUUGUGUCAGAAGCAGUUAAGGAUUUUCACUACAGUUUGGUUUUAAAAAAUAACCAAUCAUUUAAACUUAAAAUUUUGGAAUUUGAUUGUGUUCCCUGAAUGAUAUGCAUGUGUUUGCAGUUUCUACACUCAUAUAGUGCUGUUAUAGUACAAAUGUUGGUCUUACUCUUAACUAAAAUCCUUUAAAAAGCAUGAUUCAUAUCAGAUAAAUGAAUAAUGUGUGAGCUAAACUUGAAGACAUUUAAUCAUUGCUGCUUUUGUGAGAAAACAUAAUGUGUGUUUUCCAAGCACCAUGGAAACAGCCUUUUAUAAAAAAACAAAACAAAGGUUUAUUUGACCUUUCAAUGGAUGAGUGGUCGAGCAUCAGAUAGUACUAAUAAUUGUAGUGAAAAGCCUUAAGUAAAAUUUUGGAGCAGCAGUGCUUAUAAUUUUAUACAAUAUUUAAGAUUUGUUGCAAAAGUUAAAUGAUAAAAUGACUGUUAAGGACUGAAAUAGUUGCCUCUAUUAUGUUACUAGCGAGGUUUCUAGGUUAAUGAGUGCAAGCUUUAGAGUAAGAAUCCACAUCACUUUUGUCACGGAUAUUAAAAUCAGAAACCUUUAUACGAAGGUAAUAUAAAUAUAUGCAAAUGUGUAUAUACAGUAGCAUGGCCACCUUUGCUAGAAUGCCUGUAACAGAAGGGAUUACCCUUUGAUUUUGAUAUAGGUGAAUAAUUCAGCUGGACUGUACUAAGUAGAACAUAUUUUUAUCCAUUCACUUUUACCAUUUUUUAUAUCUUGUCAGAUUAAUACCUUUAGUAAAGAUAAGUGGAAUUUAUCCUGAUGCUUAAAAACCCUGUUCAUACUAGCUAUGCUACUGGAGAUUUCAAUGAGUAGUCCUGUGAACAGUAAAACACAGUUCCUAGUGAAAUGUAGUAUUUCUCUGUUCUUGUUGGAAACUUAGUCUUGCCACAGUAAGCACUGCUUUGCAGCUGUCACUUCACUGAGUUUUCGUGUGCACCGCAUACAUCAGAUUCUGGUAAAGCAGAUCGUAAGUUGCUGCUCAUAGGCAAAUUCAGUUCCUAAAGUUAUCUUUUCAUGAGUUCCCACUGAAAGAAGGAGCAAAGAAACCGAUUCCACACUUCCAUGACACAAAUAACCUGUCUGUGUGUUGUGGCAUGUUUGAAAUGCUCUGAAAAACAUACCACACUGGUAACUAUUGGACUUCUCUUGUCAUAGGAAAUUAAUAACUUCCAUAAAACCAAAAUAUCAAUCACAGUAGACCAAAUAGUGGUAUAAACUCCAAAGGAAAUAAUGUAGUCUUCCCCAGAAUGGGGCUAGCAUAUCUUAUACCGUAGUUUGAAACACUACCUCAGUUAGGCUAGAUAUAAGAUUUGUUCUAAUAGCUAGAUGGGGUUACACCAAACAACUCCAUGUUAUUUUUCUGCAGUUAAAGCGAAAUAAAACGAGUUUUGUCACCUGUAUUUAAAAUAGCUUUGUUCAUUUGUUACAAGUUUAACCCGUUAGCACUUACUGUAGAAAGCGCCAUAGGGAGAGGCCUCUGGUUGUAAAGAGGUAAGCAAAAGCAGUGUCAGUUUAUGUGUUAAAGAAUCUCCCUCCUGAGAUGGUUUUGUGUUCUGAAGUACUUGCUUCUGUGGGGAUCCGUAACAAUGGAAGCUUGACGUACAAAUUAUGGCUGCAAAUUGUUCCAAAACACGAUGAAUUUCUAUUUUUUCUUCUGAAAGUGUGUGUCAGAAGAUUUCAGGAUGUAAAGUCUGUACUGUACAUAACACAGCAUCUCUGGAAUUGAUUUACCUAUUUACAUUAAGCUUACAUUACUGUUUUAAUUGGCAAAUGAAGGGAUACUGUCAGUGAAGGAGUUUGAUACUGACCUAGUUAUAAACUGUGAAUUUCUGAUUCUGCAGAUUUCUUUCUGAGAAAAUAUCCCUUUCAAAGUUCUCAUUUGGGGGUUUUACUCAUGUCAUGGUUAGUCUUCAAAACAAAACAGCAGUAAAUAAAAAUUAUGCUUCUAUUAAGCCUAAUAAAGAAUACUUCUACUAAGAAAGCUUGCAAGGGAAGCUGACAGACCACCCACUUUGUGUUUCUUCUGUCCGGAUGGUAAAUCGUAAAGCACAUAGUGUUCACUUAACACUACGUACAAACAUGAUUUGGUUGCUGUAGCAAAGAAAUUCUGCAGUGAUUCAGUAUGCCAGCACAAAAUUCCCAGCUCUGAGGCAAACCCCUUUAUGGGAAGGAGUGGUGUCCAUGUGCAGCCAGACACCUUUUCAGCUCUCAAAGAUGCAGAAUGCUCUUGGACAUCACUUGGAGCUGGAGACAUUUAACCUUUGAGAUGCUUAACUCAUAUGCUGGUCUCUUGGAAUGUUGUGCUUGAAACACAAGUGUUUUUUCUCUCAUUUGACAAGUUUUACUUGACCUGACAUACCUACCAUAAGUGUACUCCCACUGGGUUUUGUCAUGUUGGUUGUGUUUUUGCCCCAAGACAAUAGGAGAUUGCAAAGCAGUUUAAGGUGUAAGUAAGUAAGUUUAAGGUGUAAGUAAGCCAACCUUAUUGCAGUUAAAAUGGCAAAAAGGUGAACAGGAUUAUGAUUCUGUUUUGAAAUGUACAUAGUGGUCUUGAAUGAGAGCUGUAGUUUGCAGUGGGAAAACUUACAACAGCUUUACUAGGCACCUGAAGAGAAAGGCAGCUAUUUAAGAAAGAUGUAUUAAUCAAAGCCUUCCAAUAGAUCAAAGACUUGCUGCUGCUUAAUUUUUGUCCUGGUCUUCGUAUUUGGCUCUUUGGACUACAGGAAGUUGGUGUUACCAUGUCAGUGAACAGGAGCUCAAGCUGAGCAGCCACAGUGGAAGGAUUCUUUCCAGGCUUCCGAGUGUCUCCAAGGUUUCUGCUCACUUCCUAGCAGGGCAGCACAGAAGUCCUGUUGCUCAGAGCUUCGCUGGAGCCAGCUGAAUGCAGGUCCUGUAGCUUUUAAUUUAUACUUCUAUUAACGUGCUUAUUAAAGGUAUACUAGGUUAAGAGUAAAAUCUGAGAACUGUAAAAGAUCAUUGGGAACAUGCUUCCAAGCCAUGUUUGUGUUUUGCUAGAAGCCACCCCUCUCCCUCUUCCUGUGUUUUAAGUCCUGAUUCCAGUUCUCUGGAUGUUUUUUGUUUUGAGCAGACACGUAAUGUUCAGUAAAGAAUGUGGAUCUUCCAUGGACUAUUUUUGUAACGUAGACAGACAGCAAAUGUCACAGCACGGACAAAUUGCACAUUUUUUGCUCAAGUUGCUUUGUAAAAUACUCUAUUUUAUUUGAGAAAUAAAAUUUAUGCCAAAAAAAAAAAAACAAAACCCAAAACCCAAACCUGCAACAUGCCAUUUUGCCACUGAAUAGUCUUGUUCUAGCACAAAAUGCAAUACCCGAGGGGCAGGGUGGGCAAAGCAGACAUCUUAUGGAUUUAAUUGAAGAGUUGCUCAAAUACUGGGCUGUCAGCAUCCCUAAAACUGCAUUGCAAGAGAUAAUCUCAAUUAGUCAUUUGGAGAAGGGAAGAGAUUAAGGAAUGUUUUAUUCUUCCUGUCCCAUGCAGUCUUUCUCUUUUUAUUUAGUACUACGCUGCUACGUAUUUGGAGGUUCCUAGAGUUUGUAGGUCACUGAACAGACAUGGAAAUCUUGAUUUAUAUUGUAUACCUGUAACAUAGAAAGAAAAAGUAUUUAUAUUUUCCAUAAGAAUAUUGCAUUGAGCUGUGUAUAAUUUAAUCAGAGGCUUGUCCCAAAAUGGUAUUGCCCACCUUGAAUUUUUUCAAUUUAUUUUUUUUUGUGUGUGUGUGUUUUGGGGUUCUUUUAUUUUCUUUUAUUUUUUUUAAUAGUGUGUACAGUUCAUGUCAAUGGGCAUUAAAAGCCUCCAGAACCAUAAUCUGAUCAAAGGGAUGCAUUGUUAAUAAAAUGUACUUAAACUUCU
Pogoniulus pusillus (Red-fronted tinkerbird) is the source of this 10326-nucleotide messenger RNA. It is a transcript of the gene RICTOR, whose product is annotated as RPTOR independent companion of MTOR complex 2. The record is from RefSeq and is a predicted model, not a curated record. Gene Ontology annotation, cellular component: TORC2 complex. Gene Ontology annotation, molecular function: protein serine/threonine kinase activator activity. Gene Ontology annotation, biological process: TORC2 signaling; positive regulation of phosphatidylinositol 3-kinase/protein kinase B signal transduction. The coding region runs from base 543 to 5705 and encodes 1720 amino acids. The transcript is spliced from 38 exons. Lineage: Eukaryota; Metazoa; Chordata; Aves; Piciformes; Lybiidae.